This is a messenger RNA of Pyricularia grisea, 1465 nucleotides long. RefSeq lists its product as uncharacterized. Gene Ontology annotation, molecular function: chromatin binding; protein binding. The transcript has 2 exons. The record is from RefSeq and is a predicted model, not a curated record. NCBI's taxonomy places the organism in Eukaryota, Fungi, Ascomycota, Sordariomycetes, Magnaporthales, Pyriculariaceae. The coding region runs from base 87 to 1208 and encodes 373 amino acids. Gene Ontology annotation, cellular component: Set1C/COMPASS complex.
GUCUUCAAUCAAUCCACCCAAAAUUCCCCUGGACACAAUUGCGUGUCCCGGAGCAGCUCAUAUUGAUUCGAGUAGACAAAAAGGUGAUGGAGGUGGACAUACCAACCGUAGGCACUCCUACAAAUGGGGGUGCAUCACUCCUUGGAUCUACCACUGGCGGCACCACUGAGCUCCAACAAAUAUUAUCUACAUUCAAGCCCACCAGGUUAUUUCGCCGCAAAGACCUCAGACCGGACAAGCCGCCGCCGCAUGUCCUCUCACUGGACUUUAACGACCCAGGCGACCUCUGCAUGACCUCAGAGAGCGACGAGACAAUCCAGCUAUACAAUGUUCGGGAAGGUCGACAUGACAAAAGCCUCGCCAGUAAGAAAUAUGGCGUGAAGCUGGCCAAAUUCACACAUAGUGGUACGAGUAUAAUAUACGCCAGUACAAAGCAAAACGAUGCCAUCCGAUACCUUGAAACAUUCGAUAAUAGCUUCAUCAGGUACUUUGAGGGUCACAAAGACGCGGUAACCAACCUCGAAAUGCACCCUGGAGGUGACAACUUUAUAUCGGCAAGUCGCGAUAACACCGUGCGACUCUGGGACAUCAGGUCUAAGAACGCUGUUGGCCAGCUGUUCCUCAACACACCCUACCUGCUGGCUUGGGACCCGUCGGGUGAGGUUUUCGCCGUUGGAUCCCCGAGGAGCGGUACCAUCUUGCUCUACGACUACAAAAACUACACCAAAGCCCCAUUUGCAACCUUUGACAUUGUAGAGGCCUGCAAGGAGGUGGACCCAUCGCGCCUCCUACAGGGCUGGACGAAGUUGGAGUUCUCAAACGACGGCAAAUGUAUCCUGCUCGGUACCGACGGCGCCGGGCACCUUCUUCUGGACGCCUUUGACGGCAAGCUCAAGGCAAACCUGCGCAAACCGGACUCGUGCACCUCGCGUGUGGCUCCGGGUGAAGGAAGCGGGCACGGUGAUGUCGAGAGCAGCGGCGACUGUUGCUUUACGCCGGAUGGGCGGUUCGUCAUGGGGGCAAACAGGGGCCAGAACGUAUCGGUAUGGGACGUCAAUGGGGCUGUUGGAGAAAACAAGAGGAUGGAGCCGGCUUUCACGCUCGAGGAUAAGAGAGAGGCCGCGGUGUUGGCGUUCAACCCCCGAUUCAAUUUCUUUGCCACUGCAGACCGGGACUUAAUCUUCUGGAUGCCAGACCCUUAUGUUUAAUCAGGUGGAGGGAGCUGCUCUUAUUUUGUUUUUAUUUCAGCUCUUUGUUUGUUUUCGCCACAUGCACGGUAGAUACCCAGGGAUUCGGCGCUUGAUACAUACUAUGGGAUUGCAUAGAUGUUUGCUCAUAGAGGACUCCUAUGAUAGCUAUGGUUAACAUGAAUGAAGAAAAUUUAUACAAUUUAUAGGAAAACUGCAUCAUAUUAUGAAAAGUCUGUGGGCAAAAGGUAUGACUAUAAGAAGCAGCGGAUAAAUUU